This is a messenger RNA of Molossus molossus (Pallas's mastiff bat), 4404 nucleotides long. RefSeq names its product ubiquitin conjugation factor E4 B-like. NCBI's taxonomy places the organism in Eukaryota, Metazoa, Chordata, Mammalia, Chiroptera, Molossidae. Gene Ontology annotation, biological process: protein polyubiquitination; viral process. Gene Ontology annotation, cellular component: nucleus; cytoplasm; ubiquitin ligase complex. The record is from RefSeq and is a predicted model, not a curated record. Gene Ontology annotation, molecular function: ubiquitin-ubiquitin ligase activity.
AUGGGCACCUUUGAUUUCAAUGUCCUUCGUGACUUAGAUGACUUUUGCCGGCGCACAAAGAAGGGCUCUGAGAUCCCUUAUAUUCAGGCCUUUUGGGACCUCCGUUCCCGCCCCGACCUGUGUUCCCACUGCUGUACCCUGCAGAUCCUCCUGGCUCAGACAGCCCCUCAUUCAUCUAAAACUACCCCCACUGAUUCUCCUCCCUACCCCCCUCCUGAUGAUCUCCCAGAUCACCUAGCGCCGCCCCCGGUUCGCCAGCCUCCUCAGGACCCACCUCUCUCCUCUCCCACAGCCCCUCUUCCCGAGGAUCCCCUUGGGUCCCCUGUCUCCGCUCAUACUCGCUCCCAAGGGCCCUCUCUCCUUGCCCCUCUUCGAGAAGUCGCGGGCGCUGAGGGCCUUGUACGGGUUCACGUUCCCUUUUCCUUGCAAGACCUUUCCCAAAUCGAGAGGCGCCUGGGCUCUUUUUUGGCGGAACCUUCCCUUUACAUCCGUGAAUUCCGCUAUCUCACCCAGACAUAUGACCUGACCUGGCAUGAUAUUCGGGUCAUUUGCGCCUCCACCCUAACUCCUGAGGAAUAUGAGCGCAUUUCUGCGGCGGCCCGGCAGCAGGCAGAUAGGGACCACCUGGUGGACAAUACUGUCCCCCUUGGCAAUGAAGCGGUUCCCCAGGACGAUCCUGCCUGGAAUUAUCAGGCCGGCCCUGGGUCUAACAUCCCGCGCCGGAACCUCAUGCUCCGAUAUCUCCUUCGAGGCAUGGACACGGUUUCCAACAAGGAAAGCGAUAGAGGAGCUGAGCCUGAUGAGAUCCGACGGAGGCGCCUCGCUCAACUUGCUGGUGGACAGACUUCCCAGCCGACCACACCGCUUACCUCUCCCAAGAGAGAGAACCCUCCGGGGCCUCCUCUAGCAGUGUCAGCCCCAGGCCCCUCCCAGAGUCUUGGUCUCAAUGUCCACAACAUGACCCCAGCUACCUCCCCAAUAGGUGCAUCAGGAGUAGCCCAUUGAAGCCAGAGCAGUGAAGGAGUCAGUUCUCUCAGCAGCUCACCCUCCAAUAGACUUGAAACACAAUCUCAGUCUCUCUCAUGUUCCCAGAGCAUGGAUAUUGAUAGCGUCUCUUGUGAGAAAAGCAUCUCCCAGGUGGAUGUGGAUUCAGGAAUUGAAAAUAUGGAAGUUGAUGAAAAUGAGCGAAAAGAAAAAAGGAACCUGAGCGACAAGGAGCUGUCAUCGGGUUCUGAAGAACAGGCUUUACAGCUGGUCUGUAAGAUCUUUUGUGUCUCGAAGGACUGGGACAGAGACAUCAUUUUUCUUUCUUCUCUUUCUGCACAAUUUAAGCAGAACCCAAAAGAAGUGUUCUCUGAUUUUAAGGACUUGAUUGGCCAGAUUUUAAUGGAAGUGCUAAUGAUGUCUACUCAGACUCGAGAUGAAAACCCAUUUGCCAGUCUGACAGCCACUUCACAGCCAAUUGCAGUGGCAGCUCGGUCACCAGACAGAAAUCUCACGCUAAAUACUGGCUCCAAUCCAGGAACAAGUCCCAUGUUCUGCACUGUGGGUUCCUUCGGUGCCAGCUCUUUGUCUAGUUUGGGAGCCUCUGGUGGGGCAAGUACUUCGGAUUCCUACAGUGACCAUUUCGCCAUUGAGACCUGCAAGGAGACAGAUAUGCUGAACUACCUCAUUGAGUGUUUUGACCGAGUUGGAAUAGAGGGAAAAAAAGCACCAAAGAUGUGCAGCCAGCCAGGAGUCAGCCAGUUUCUGAGCAACAUCCGCUCACAGUGCAUAUCCCAUACUGCAUUAGUACUCCAAGGUUCCCUCACACAACCAAGGUCCAUGCAGCAGCCAUCCUUCCUAGUGCCGUAUAUGUUGUGUAGAAAUCUCCCAUAUGGCUUUAUUCAAGAACUGGUGAUAACCACUCACCAGGAUGAAGAAGUAUUCAAGCAGAUCUUUAUCCCCAUUUUACAAGGCCUGGCUCUUGCUGCCAAAGAGUGCUCCCUUGAUAGUGACUACUUCAAAUAUCUCCUCAUGGCUUUGGGUGAGCUCUGUGAAACCAAGUUUGGGAAGACACACCCUGUGUGCAAUUUGGUCGCCUCUUUGCCAUUGUGGUUGCCUAAGUCCCUAAGCCCUGGCUCCGGGCGGGAGCUGCAGAGACUCUCUUAUUUGGGGGCUUUCUUUAGCUUCUCAGUCUUCACAGAAGAUGAUGCUAAAGUGGUUGAAAAGUAUUUCUCAGGGCCUGCUAUUACCCUGAAAAAUACGCACGUGGUUAGCCAAUCAUUGCAGCAUUACUUGGAGCUGGGAAGGAAAGAGCUUUUCAAGAUUCUGCAUAGUAUUUUGUUAAACGGUGAAACCCGUGAGGCUGCCCUUGGUUACAUGGCAGCUGUCGUCAAUGCCAAUAUGAAAAAAGCACAGAUGCAGACAGAUGAUAGAUUGGUUUCUACAGAUGGAUUUAUGCUGAAUUUUCUCUGGGUGCUGCAGCAGCUAAGUACAAAGAUCAAGUUAGAGACAGUUGACCCCUCGUAUAUAUUCCACCCAAAGUGUCGGAUUACUCUGCCCACUGAUGAGACCAGAGUGAACACGACAAUGGAGGAUGUGAACGACUGGCUGAUGGAACUUUAUGGAGAUCAGCCUCCAUUUUCUGAGCCGAAAUUCCCUACGGAAUGCUUCUUCCUUACCCUGCACGCCCACCACCUCUCCAUUCUGCCGAGUUGCCGUCGCUAUAUCCGCAGACUCUGGGCCAUCCGGGAGCUCAAUAGAACCGUAGAAGAUUUGAAAAAUAAUGAAAGCCAAUGGAAAGAUUCCCCACUGGUAACUAGACACCGCAAAAUGCUGAAGCGAUGCAGAACUCAGCUUAAGAAACUAGUAUGAUGCAAGGCCUGUGCUGAUGCUGGUUUACUUGAGGAGAGCUUCCUGAGAAGAUGUCUGAAUAUUUAUGGCCUUCUCAUUCAGCUGCUGCUCCGCAUCCUGGACCCUGCCUAUCCCGAUGUAACACUGCCUUUCGGUUCAGACGUCCCCAAGGCGUUUGCAGCAUUGCCUGAGUUUUAUGUAGAAGAUGUUGCUGAAUUUUUAUUUUUUAUUGUACAAUACUCGCCUCAGGUGCUCUAUGAGCCCUGCACUCAGGGUAUUGUGAUGUUCCUCGUUGUGAUGUUGUGCAACCAGAACUACAUCCAAAAUCCAUACCUGGUGGCCAAACUGGUAGAAGUCAUGUUUAUGACCAACCCUGCUGUCCAGCCACAAACCCAGAAGUUUUUUGAAAUGAUUGAGAACCAUCCUCUCUCCACCAAAUUAUUGGUCCCUUCCUGGAUGAAGUUUUAUAAAGAUGUCGAGCACACCGGAGCUACCUGUGAGUUCUAUGACAAGUUCACCAUUCGCUAUCACAUUAGCACCAUUUUUAAAAGCCUUUGGCAAAACAUAGCUCACCACGGCUCUUUCAUGGAGGAGUUCAAUUCUGGGAAGCAGUUCGUUCCCUAUAUAAACAUGCUGAUCAACGACACGACGUUUUUGCUCGAUGAAAGUCUGGAGUCCCUGAAGCAGAUCCACGAAGUGCAGGAGGAGAUGAAGAACAAAGAGCAGUGGGAGCAGCUGCCCCAGGCCCAGCAGCAGGCCCGUCCGUCUCAGCUUGCUCCUUCCUAUCUCGCCCUGGCCACGGAAACCGUGGACAUGUUCCACAUUUUCACGAAGCAGGUCCAGAAGCCAUUCCUCAGACCGGAACUUGGACCCCAAUUGACUGCAAUGCUGAACUUUAAUCUUCAGCAACUCUGUGGUCCCAAGUGCCGGGACCUGAAAGUUGAAAACCCUGAGAAAUACGGCUUUGAAUCAAAGAAGCUGUUGGACCAACUAACUGAUAUUUACUUGCAGCUGGACUGUGCGAGGUUCGUGAAAGCCAUUGCUGAUGACCAGAGAUCCUACAGCAAAGAGUUGUUCGAGGAAGUCAUUUCGAAGAUGCAGAAGGCAGGAAUCAAGUCCACAAUCACGAUAGAGAAGUUCAAGCUUCUCGCCGAGAAGGUGGAGGAGAUAGUGGCCAAGAACACACAGGCCGAGAUGGACUACAACGACGCGCCGGAUGAGUUCCGAGACCCUCUGAUGGACACCCUGAUGACUGACCCAAUGCGGCUGCCCUCCGGCACCAUCAUGGACUGCUCCAUCAUUCUGCGGCACCUGCCGAACUCCCCCACGGACCCCUUCAACCGGCAGACGCUGACUGAGAGCAUGCUGGAGCCAGUGCCAGAACUGAAAGAGCAGAUUCACGCCUGGAUGCGGGAGAAACAGAACACCAUUAACCGUCCCCUCGCCCAGCUGGGCAGGCAGGCGCAGCAUCGGUGGCGAAAAUGCUCUUCACACGCAGAGGCCAAACGUGGCAGAGACACCGAGAGCCCACCCACCGCGACCAAAUGGUGGCCGUCUGAAAGGACAUGA